AUGUGGGGGCAGCGGACUCCUUGUCCGGCGUGGCCGACUUGGAGCCCGGCUUCCCCUUCCCAGGCCAGCCGACCGAGUCGACCGAGUCCGAGCCCCAACCGUGCGGGCAACCCAAAGUGGUCCCUUUCGACCGGUGUAGCGCUUGGACUCGGAGCGCACGUUCGCUGCCGUGCUCACAGACACAACCGCGACCUGUCUCCGCUUCCGUUGCCCUGCGACUCCUGGGCGCUGGUCACGGGUGCCGCGUCGGGUCUGGGCCAAAAACUUGCGACAGCCUGCGCGGAGGCGGGCUUUGGCCUUGUACUCACCGACGAGGAGUCAGCGCUUCAGAACCUGGACCUUGCGCAGAUCGUAGGGAGCAGUACUUCGGAUCGCAUCCUCAGGGUACCAAGCAGCCUCGCUGACCCUUCGGAAGGGGCAUCAGACCUCUACGAGAAGCUGAAAGACUUGGAUGUCUGCAUGUUGAUGCUUUGCUCAGAUCAAUUCUCUUACACCGGCCCGUUUCUGAGCCAAAGUGUGGAGAAGCUGGACCGUAUGCUCGCUCAGAACGUUGGGGCAACCGCAGCCCUCUGCCGGCUCUUUGCUUCCGACAUGGUGCAGGCGAAGCGUGGUCGGAUACUUCUCGUGGGGGCGCCGGCAGGAUCAACUCCGGGCAUUGCAGGCGCCUGUGCCUUCGCAGGUUCGAUGGCCUUUGUGCGAUCCCUAGCAGAUGGCUUGGGCAAGGAGCUUGCCGACCAGGGCGUGGGGAUCUCUUGCCUGGAGAGCUCUUCGCUGGGCCGCGAUGGGUCCCUGACGGAUGCUUUGGCAUCUACAUGCGUGGGCUUCCUGAUCGAAGCUGAGACACCACCGCCAGCGCCCGCCACAUCAUCGUCCUCGGAAACUAGAGUGGACUCCGAACAAACAGACGAGGUGGAGCUCGAGGACAGUUGGAAUGAAGAGUACCUGAGGCUGGCAAAUGAAGAGAACUUCAAGCCUUUGCCUUAUGCCGCGGAAAUCGAUCGUUUGCAGCACGCACCUCUGUCAGAAAUCUCCAAUGCACUUCUUGCCGGCUUGGCGUGCGCCAUUUAUGUGGUGGCGCGGUCGCCCGGAGUCACGGAGGGUACGAUCCGAGUCUUGGCCGCGGCGGCGUCUUCGAUCAAUGCCUUGUUUUUCCUGGACUACAUGGCUCGAUGGUGGUGUCGCGGUAUGAGCUGGCAGUACCUGUUGAACCCGUUGAUGAUAGUUGACCUGAUUGGUGUUCUGCCCUUUUUGCUUCGGCCUUGGGUUCCCUCCAUCAGCUCGAUGGAACUCAACUUCCUGAAGCUGAUUCGCGUCCUGAGGAUCUAUCGCUUCUUCCGGCCGAAGGCUUUUCGGAGCUUCCUACAGAUCCUGAUCGGACCCGAUCAGGCGAAGCCUUACGAGGAUGGCCUCCGAGGAGUCAAGCCCUACCAGUUGCAGGUUUUCCGGACCUUCGGCGUGGUCUUUACACUGAUCUUCGUCACUGCCGGGUUGUGCUACGAAGCUGAGCAUGCGGUGAAUCCGCAGUUUGCAGACAUCUUCUCAUCUUUCUACUUCAGCGUGAUUGCGCUGUCUACGGUCGGGUUCGGAGACAUUGAGCCCAUGACGGCUGCCGGACGUCUCGUCAUUACGGUGGCCAUCGUCGUGGGCCUUUGCCUCAUUCCAUCUGAGGCAUCGCUCGUAGCCACCGCCAUAUCGGAAGAACAGAAGAAAGUCGAUGAAGCGGAGGCAGAGCUGGCUCUGGCCGAAGCAGAGCGAACUCGAGCGCAACUUGCGUGGGAUGCAGCCCGCAUUGCGGAGCUGGAGGAGACCGAACGCGAGGAGCGAGCACGUCUCAUGGAGCUGGAGGCUUGGUUUGGCCAGAGAGGAGAGGGCAGGGACUCAAAGAGUUCGGGGAAUGAGACCCAGGGCUGA
Molecule: messenger RNA, 1911 nt
Organism: Symbiodinium sp. CCMP2592
Lineage: Eukaryota; Dinophyceae; Suessiales; Symbiodiniaceae
Source: the annotation of a GenBank genome assembly